CCGCUCCCGCGCGCCUAGCUCCCUCCUCCCCGUAGUCCUGGUCCGCGGCGCCCGAGGGGGGAGGCGGAGGCGCCGGGAGCCGCGCGAGGAGCCGCCGCCGCCGCGCCAUGGAGCCCGAGUGAGCGCGGCGCGGGCCCGUCCGGCCGCCGGACAACAUGGAGGCAGCGCCGCCCGGGCCGCCGUGGCCGCUGGUGCUGCUGCUGCUGGCGCUGUGCGGCUGCCCGGCCCCCGCCGCGGCCUCGCCGCUCCUGCUAUUUGCCAACCGCCGGGACGUACGGCUGGUGGACGCCGGCGGAGUCAAGCUGGAGUCCACCAUCGUGGUCAGUGGCCUGGAAGAUGCGGCCGCAGUGGACUUCCAGUUCUCCAAGGGAGCCGUGUACUGGACAGACGUGAGCGAGGAGGCCAUCAAGCAGACCUACCUGAACCAGACGGGGGCCGCUGUGCAGAACGUGGUCAUCUCCGGCCUGGUCUCUCCCGAUGGCCUCGCCUGCGACUGGGUCGGCAAGAAGCUGUACUGGACGGACUCAGAGACCAACCGCAUCGAGGUGGCCAACCUCAAUGGCACAUCCCGGAAGGUGCUCUUCUGGCAGGAUCUUGACCAGCCGAGGGCCAUCGCCUUGGACCCUGCUCACGGGUACAUGUACUGGACAGACUGGGGUGAGACGCCCCGGAUUGAGCGGGCAGGGAUGGACGGCAGCACCCGGAAGAUCAUUGUGGACUCGGACAUUUACUGGCCCAAUGGACUGACCAUCGACCUGGAGGAGCAGAAGCUCUACUGGGCCGACGCCAAGCUCAGCUUCAUCCACCGUGCCAACCUGGACGGCUCGUUCCGGCAGAAGGUGGUGGAGGGCAGCCUGACGCACCCCUUUGCCCUGACGCUGUCCGGGGACACUCUGUACUGGACAGACUGGCAGACCCGCUCCAUCCAUGCCUGCAACAAGCGCACUGGGGGGAAGAGGAAGGAGAUCCUGAGCGCCCUCUACUCACCCAUGGACAUCCAGGUGCUGAGCCAGGAGCGGCAGCCUUUCUUCCCCACUCGCUGUGAGGAGGACAAUGGCGGCUGCUCCCACCUGUGCCUGCUAUCCCCAAGGGAGCCUUUCUACACGUGCGCCUGCCCCACGGGUGUGCAGCUGCAGGACAACGGCAGGACGUGUAAGGCAGGAGCCGAGGAGGUGCUGCUGCUGGCCCGGCGGACGGACCUACGGAGGAUCUCGCUGGACACGCCGGACUUCACCGACAUCGUCCUGCAGGUGGACGACAUCCGGCACGCCAUUGCCAUCGACUACGACCCACUAGAGGGCUACGUCUACUGGACGGAUGAUGAGGUGCGGGCCAUCCGCAGGGCGUACCUGGACGGGUCUGGGGCGCAGACGCUGGUCAACACCGAGAUCAACGACCCUGAUGGCAUCGCAGUCGACUGGGUGGCCCGAAACCUCUACUGGACCGACACGGGCACGGACCGCAUCGAGGUGACGCGCCUCAAUGGCACCUCCCGCAAGAUCCUGGUGUCGGAGGACCUGGAUGAGCCCCGAGCCAUCGCACUGCACCCCGUGAUGGGCCUCAUGUACUGGACAGACUGGGGAGAGAACCCUAAAAUCGAGUGUGCCAACCUGGAUGGGCAGGAGCGGCGUGUACUGGUCAAUGCCUCCCUUGGGUGGCCCAACGGCCUGGCCCUGGACCUGCAGGAAGGGAAGCUCUACUGGGGAGACGCCAAGACAGACAAGAUCGAGGUGAUCAACGUUGAUGGGACGAAGAGGCGGACCCUCCUGGAGGACAAGCUCCCGCACAUUUUCGGGUUCACGCUGCUGGGGGACUUCAUCUACUGGACUGACUGGCAGCGCCGCAGCAUCGAGCGGGUGCACAAGGUCAAGGCCAGCCGGGACGUCAUCAUUGACCAGCUGCCCGACCUGAUGGGGCUCAAAGCUGUGAACGUGGCCAAGGUCGUCGGAACCAACCCGUGUGCGGACAGGAAUGGGGGGUGCAGCCACCUGUGCUUCUUCACACCCCACGCAACCCGGUGUGGCUGCCCCAUCGGCCUGGAGCUGCUGAGUGACAUGAAGACCUGCAUCGUGCCUGAGGCCUUCUUGGUCUUCACCAGCAGAGCCGCCAUCCACAGGAUCUCCCUCGAGACCAACAACAACGACGUGGCCAUCCCACUCACGGGCGUCAAGGAGGCCUCAGCCCUGGACUUUGAUGUGUCCAACAACCACAUCUACUGGACAGACGUCAGCCUGAAGACCAUCAGCCGCGCCUUCAUGAACGGGAGCUCGGUGGAGCACGUGGUGGAGUUUGGCCUUGACUACCCUGAGGGCAUGGCCGUUGACUGGAUGGGCAAGAACCUCUACUGGGCCGACACCGGGACCAACAGGAUCGAAGUGGCGCGGCUGGACGGGCAGUUCCGGCAAGUCCUCGUGUGGAGGGACUUGGACAACCCGAGGUCACUGGCCCUGGAUCCCACCAAGGGCUACAUCUACUGGACCGAGUGGGGCGGCAAGCCGAGGAUCGUGCGGGCCUUCAUGGACGGGACCAGCUGCAUGACACUGGUGGACAAGGUGGGCCGGGCCAACGACCUCACCAUUGACUACACAGACCAGCGCCUCUACUGGACCGACCUGGACACCAACAUGAUCGAGUCGUCCAACAUGCUGGGUCAGGAGCGGGUCGUGAUUGCCGACGAUCUCCCGCACCCAUUCGGUCUGACGCAGUACAGUGAUUAUAUCUACUGGACGGACUGGAAUCUGCACAGCAUUGAGCGGGCCGACAAGACCAGUGGCCGGAACCGCACCCUCAUCCAGGGCCACCUGGACUUCGUGAUGGACAUCCUGGUGUUCCACUCCUCCCGCCAGGAUGGCCUCAAUGACUGUAUGCACAACAACGGGCAGUGUGGGCAGCUGUGCCUUGCCAUCCCUGGCGGCCACCGCUGCGGCUGCGCCUCACACUACACCCUGGACCCCAGCAGCCGCAACUGCAGCCCAGAGACACAUAUGACACGGAGAGUGAAAUUCCCCAUAGCGCACCCCCAAGAGACAGCCCUGGUCCCCCCGUCUUUCCCAUGGACCUCCAGCGGGGCGGAUGCUGAACCGCCUGUUGUAGUCGAGUGGCGUGCUGUCCUGUCCUCCAGCUCCUCCACGGCUUCCAGACACCCACCUGCAGCCCUGUCGUUGCCUCCUGUAGCGCCCACCACCUUCUUGCUGUUCAGCCAGAAAUCUGCCAUCAGUCGGAUGAUCCCGGACGACCAGCACAGCCCGGAUCUCAUCCUGCCCCUGCAUGGGCUGAGGAACGUCAAAGCCAUCGACUAUGACCCACUGGACAAGUUCAUCUACUGGGUGGACGGGCGCCAGAACAUCAAGCGAGCCAAGGACGACGGGACCCAGCCCUUUGUUUUGACCUCUCUGAGCCAAGGCCAAAACCCAGACAGGCAGCCCCACGACCUCAGCAUCGACAUCUACAGCCGGACGCUGUUCUGGACGUGCGAGGCCACCAAUACCAUCAACGUCCACAGGCUGAGCGGGGAAGCCAUGGGGGUGGUGCUGCGUGGGGACCGCGACAAGCCCAGGGCCAUCAUCGUCAACGCAGAGCGAGGGUACCUGUACUUCACCAACAUGCAGGAGCGGGCAGCCAAGAUCGAACGCGCGGCCCUGGACGGCACCGAGCGCGAGGUCCUCUUCACCACUGGCCUCAUCCGCCCUGUGGCCCUGGUGGUGGACAACACACUGGGCAAGCUCUUCUGGGUGGACGCGGACCUGAAGCGCAUUGAGAGCUGCGACCUGUCAGGGGCCAACCGCCUGACCCUGGAGGACGCCAACAUCGUGCAGCCUCUGGGCCUGACCGUCCUUGGCAAGCACCUCUACUGGAUCGACCGCCAGCAGCAGAUGAUCGAGCGUGUGGAGAAGACCACUGGGGACAAGCGGACUCGCGUCCAGGGCCGCGUCGCCCACCUCACUGGCAUCCACGCGGUGGAGGAAGUCAGCCUGGAGGAGUUCUCAGCCCACCCAUGUGCCCGUGACAAUGGUGGCUGCUCCCACAUCUGUAUUGCCAAGGGUGAUGGGACACCACGGUGCUCAUGCCCAGUCCACCUCGUGCUCCUGCAGAACCUGCUGACCUGUGGAGAGCCGCCCACCUGCUCCCCGGACCAGUUCGCAUGUGCAACGGGGGAGAUCGACUGUAUCCCUGGGGCCUGGCGCUGUGACGGCUUUCCCGAGUGUGACGACCAGAGCGACGAGGAGGGCUGCCCCGUGUGCUCCGCUGCCCAGUUCCCCUGCGCGCGGGGCCAGUGUGUGGACCUGCGCCUGCGCUGCGAUGGUGAGGCCGACUGUCAGGACCGCUCAGAUGAGGCGGACUGUGACGCCAUCUGCCUGCCCAACCAGUUCCGGUGUGCCAGCGGCCAGUGUGUCCUUAUCAAGCAGCAGUGCGACUCCUUCCCCGACUGUAUCGAUGGCUCCGACGAGCUCAUGUGUGAAAUCACCAAGCCGCCCUCAGACGACAGCCCGGCCCACAGCAGUGCCAUCGGGCCCGUCAUUGGCAUCAUCCUCUCCCUCUUCGUCAUGGGUGGUGUCUAUUUUGUGUGCCAGCGCGUGGUGUGCCAGCGCUACGCGGGGGCCAACGGGCCCUUCCCGCACGAGUAUGUCAGCGGGACCCCGCACGUGCCCCUCAAUUUCAUAGCCCCAGGCGGUUCCCAGCAUGGCCCCUUCACAGGCAUCGCAUGCGGAAAGUCCAUGAUGAGCUCCGUGAGCCUGAUGGGGGGCCGGGGCGGGGUGCCCCUCUACGACCGGAACCACGUCACAGGGGCCUCGUCCAGCAGCUCGUCCAGCACGAAGGCCACGCUGUACCCGCCGAUCCUGAACCCGCCGCCCUCCCCGGCCACGGACCCCUCCCUGUACAACAUGGACAUGUUCUACUCUUCAAACAUUCCGGCCGCCGCGAGACCAUACAGGCCCUACAUCAUUCGAGGAAUGGCGCCCCCGACGACGCCCUGCAGCACCGACGUGUGUGACAGCGACUACAGCGCCAGCCGCUGGAAGGCCAGCAAAUACUACCUGGAUUUGAACUCGGACUCAGACCCCUACCCGCCCCCACCCACGCCCCACAGCCAGUACCUGUCGGCAGAGGACAGCUGCCCGCCCUCGCCCGCCACCGAGAGAAGCUACUUCCAUCUCUUCCCGCCCCCUCCGUCCCCCUGCACGGACUCAUCCUGACCUAGGCUGGGCCACUCCGGCUUCUCUGUGCCCCUGUAAAUAGUUUUAAAUAUGAACAAAGAAAAAAAUAUAUUUUAUGAUUUAAAAAAUAAAUAUAAUUGGGAUUUUAAAAACAUGAGAAAUGUGAACUGUGAUGGGGUGGGCAGGGUUGGGAGAACUUUGUACAGUGGAGAAAUAUUUAUAAACUUAAUUUUGUAAAACA
Pongo pygmaeus (Bornean orangutan) is the source of this 5397-nucleotide messenger RNA. RefSeq names its product LDL receptor related protein 5 (gene LRP5). The coding region runs from base 156 to 5195 and encodes 1679 amino acids. NCBI's taxonomy places the organism in Eukaryota, Metazoa, Chordata, Mammalia, Primates, Hominidae. The record is from RefSeq and is a predicted model, not a curated record. Gene Ontology annotation, molecular function: Wnt-protein binding; Wnt receptor activity. Gene Ontology annotation, biological process: nervous system development; canonical Wnt signaling pathway. The transcript is spliced from 23 exons.